GCCGCCAAAGCAAAAGGUGAAUUUGAAGGAAAGGCGAAUUUGUAGCUGGAAGAUUGUAUGAUUGAUAAGAACCAUUCACUAUGGAAGAUGAAUGAGGGAAGCAAUCAUUAUCAUUGUAUUACAAGUCAUUGCGAGUUUUGCUUUUGAUACUUUGAUUAAUUGGAAAUAUUUUAUUGCAAGGUUGAAUCAAAAAUAUUCCAUCCAUAUUACUUGUCCACUGCCAUUACCCUUUCCACGACGGCUACUUCACAAAGAAACUAAACAAAAACAAGAAACAAACGAGCAGGUGGGUAUCAAAAGCGAGGGUAUAAUCAAUGCACACAGACAAAGUCGAACAACCUUCAACUCUCCUCUUCGUCCCACCUGUUGGUGAACUUAAUUGUCCGUCUUCGAUCAAUUCAUCCUUCAGCGCAUUACGUCCUUCUCAGUAAUUAAAAGCCGAGA
This is a messenger RNA of Trichoderma harzianum CBS 226.95, 444 nucleotides long. RefSeq lists its product as hypothetical. The transcript has 3 exons. Bases 92 to 373 code for a protein of 93 amino acids. NCBI's taxonomy places the organism in Eukaryota, Fungi, Ascomycota, Sordariomycetes, Hypocreales, Hypocreaceae. The record is from RefSeq and is a predicted model, not a curated record.